CGUCCCAAUCUGGGCGGAAAUGGCCGAGAAGCCUCGGUACCUGCUUACCCCUAAUGCUCGGUUCGCCGGGCAAAGAGGCGGAAGGAAGCGAAGCAACACCGGAAGUGACUAAACUACGGCCCUUGAGGAUUCUAUGCUGCUUGGCUGCGCCAGUUGCCAUGGAGCCUGCCGGGCCCUGCGGUUUCUGCCCGGCGGGAGAAGCCCAGCCGGCGCGGUACACCUGCCCUCGCUGCAAUGUUCCCUACUGCUCGCUGAACUGCUACCGGGAGCAUGGCACCUGCGCCGAAGCCUUCUAUCGGGACCAGGUGCUGGGGGAGCUCCGCGGCCGUAGUGCCUCUCCCAGCCGCUUGGCAGGCGCCCUGCGCCGGCUGCGCCAGCAACGCGAGACCGAGGACGUGCCUGGAGAGAUGGGCCUCGGUCCUGGCCCAGGGCCUGGGGGCCUUUCAGGACUCAGGGAACGUCUCGCCCUCUAUCAUGGCGGGGACGACGCGCUGCUCUCCGACUUCUGUGCCACACUGCUUGGUGUCUCCGGAGCCCUGGGCGCCCAGCAAGUUUUCGCCUCUGCGGAGGAAGCCCUGCAGGCCGCAGCCCACGUAUUGGAAGCAGGCGAGCAUCCUCCCGGGCCUCUGGGUACACGGGGUGCGAUGCAGGAGUCCGCCCGAAUUUUAUGGGGCGAGGAUGCGGCUGACCGGAAAGGGUACACGCUGGCAGCCCUGGGGCACCUCGCACAGACCCUAGGCCGGGCCCGGAAACAAGCCCUGGCUCAGGAAGAGCGAAAUCGCCUCUACCGGGCCCGGAAGAAGUGCCAAUUCCUGCUGGCCUGGACCAACGAAAAUGAGGCCGUCCUCAUGCCUCUGGCCCUAGACUGCACCAUGGCCUACAGAGCCCAUGCUGUGGCAGCCGAGGAGGUGGCAGCCCUCACUGAGGAAAUGGAGCGGCUUUGGGGAGGCCCCGUGCCACCUGCCCCAAAGACUCUCAUUGAGGAGCUUCCUGGCUGAAUUGGGGAUCCUUGUCAUUAAUAAAGCUGUGACUGACCUGCCCACUUGUUGGCAGUGCCUGUAUCUGAGUGACAACUGUCGUCCACCACAAGUAUGGGACCCACAUACUUCCUCUCAGCUUCUUCGUUCUCAGAGCUGACCUAGCUGGUCAUAAACACAGUGACCCCAGAAUGGGAGAAAAGUGUUCUGUGGGCUCUGGACAUUUAUGCAAAGGGGGACAGUGCUCCCCAACACUUCUUCUGUGAGCUUGGUCCAGCUCAGGGCUGAGUA
Fukomys damarensis (Damara mole-rat) is the source of this 1268-nucleotide messenger RNA. It is a transcript of the gene Znhit2, whose product is annotated as zinc finger HIT-type containing 2. NCBI's taxonomy places the organism in Eukaryota, Metazoa, Chordata, Mammalia, Rodentia, Bathyergidae. The transcript is spliced from 2 exons. The coding region runs from base 54 to 998 and encodes 314 amino acids. The record is from RefSeq and is a predicted model, not a curated record.